AUAAAACGUGGCCUGAAUUGUUUCAUUUACCGUAAAGAAGCUAGAAAAUCGAAGUAAAAUAAGCAGACGGCGAAUCUGGGCAGUCCGCCGCUACUCUCAGCCGUCCGCCGCCGUGGAAGUUUGUCGGCGUUCGCCGUUAAUAAGAUUUACGCCAAGCAGGAGGAGCAGAAGAAGGAGAAGAUUGAAGGGGAUGGGUGCUUCGGCGCCGCAGCAGUGGAAGUUCUCUCAGGUAUUCGGCGAGCGGACUCCGGGGGAUUUAAUCGAGGAUGCUGAUCGUAUGGACUUCUUUUCAGUUGAUGUCAUAUCUGCAAUUGAGUUUGAGAGUAGAGGUGAAUAUCUUGCAAUUGGAGAUCAUGGUGGUCGCAUUGUACUCUUUGAAAGCACAAUAGGAAUUAAUCCACAUUUGCGAAAGGAGCUCGAACACAUGGAUUAUCCUACCCCAAUUCAUCCUAGGUACACUUACAAAACAGAGUUUCAGAGUCAUGAGCCAGAGUUUGAUUAUUUGACGAGUUUGGAAAUUGAUGAGAAGCUAAACAAGCUAAGGUGGUGUGCUGCUCCAAAUAAUUCUAUGUUUCUUCUUUCAACAAAUGACAGAACAAUCAAACUGUGGAAGGUUUUGCCAUAUAAAGUGAAGGAAGUGAAGGAAAUGAACCUGAAUCCUCCAGUUUCUUCUGAAAAUACUCUACUGGCUGAGAAUAGUUUCAUGGCUGACCAAAAUAAAUCAUCUAUUAUAAAUGGUUAUCGGCUUGAGUGGUUACCUAAAAGGCAAAGGAACUUGUCUCCACCAAAUUGCGGAGAUCCUCUCCCUCUCUCAAUGCUUAAUAUUAGAGAUGGAGCUUGGGCAAGAUGCCGGAGGGUAUAUGCACAUGCUCACGAUUAUAAAAUUAACUCGAUAUCAAACAAUAGCGAUGGCGAGUCAUUCAUUUCUGCUGAUGACCUCAGAAUAAAUUUAUGGAAUUUGGAAAUAAGUAAUCAAUGCUUCAACAUUAUCGACAUGAAGCCUUCAAACAUGGAUGAUCUAAUAGAGGUGAUAACCGCUGCUGAGUUCCAUCCUACUCACUGUAACCUCCUCGCUUAUGGUAGUUCAAGAGGUUUUAUCCGGUUAUUUGACAUGAGACAAUCUGCCCUAUGUGACCAGAAUGCAAGAAUUUUAAAGGAUCCAGAAUACCAAGGUGCUAGAUCCUUUUUCACAGAGAUUGUUGCUUCUAUUUCUGACCUAAAGUUUGCCAAAGAUGGAACACAUAUUUUAAGUCGCGACUACAUGUACCUAAAGUUGUGGGACAUGCGCAUGGAAGAAGCACCUGUUGCAACUUUUAAGAUGCAUGAGUUUCUCCGCCCUAAGCUAUCAGAGAUGUACAAUAAUGAUUCAAUUUUUGACAAAUUUGAUUGCUGCCUCAGUAGUGAUGGCCAUCAAUUUGCUAGCGGUUCUUACAGCAAUACUUUCAAAAUUUUCACACGUGGUGGACAGGAAAAUGGACUUAUAUUGGAUAUUUGUAAAUGUACACAGAGGCCAUCUCAUUGUACUAAUCGUAGAACACCAAGAAGACUGCGCAGCUUUGCAUGGAGACAGCGAGGAAAUGAGAAUUCAGACAGUAUUAUUCCAUGUGAUAUCACAUCCAAAGUGAUCCACAUGGCCUGGCAUCCUACAGCAGAUAUGGUUGCCUGUGCAUCUGCAAGUAGUUUGUAUAUUUACUCUUCCUGAUAUAUUUUCAGCAAGAUUUUAAAUCCACAUUAGAUGGGGAAGUCAUGGUUUGUGAACAACAUUUGUCUUGCUUAGCAGUUGCCACUUGGUAAGCUCCAAUGUCUUUGACCUCUAAAAUUGAAGUUAGUGCUUCAAAUUGGGCUUUUACAUGCAUACCACUCAAUUCCUAUGUAUUUACAAAUUUUACACCUGAACUUUACCUUUUAUAUUUAUACCAACCAAAUCUUUCAUGUCUUUAAACAGUCAAAUAGACAUUUUUUAUGUGUAGGUGAGGUGGCAUGUAGUCAAAUUUGAAGUUGAGGUAUUAGAUGUGUAAAUAUGAAAGAAUUAGGUUGUAUGUGUAAAUUAUGUGUACCUUUUUUUUUAGCGUUCCUAGUGACAUUGGCGUGUAACGCUUAUGCACCAUCAGCAAAUUUAUAUCAUCCGACAUGAAUCUUGAGACAAAUCUUUUUAAACAAAAAAUAUUCAAUCUUUGAUUAAAAGUUAUCACGAAGUCUGAU
Molecule: messenger RNA, 2202 nt
Organism: Phalaenopsis equestris
Lineage: Eukaryota; Viridiplantae; Streptophyta; Magnoliopsida; Asparagales; Orchidaceae
Product: serine/threonine protein phosphatase 2A 55 kDa regulatory subunit B beta isoform-like
Exons: 15
Coding region: 191-1702 (503 amino acids)
Biological process (GO): peptidyl-serine dephosphorylation
Cellular component (GO): cytosol; protein phosphatase type 2A complex
Molecular function (GO): protein phosphatase regulator activity; protein binding
Source: RefSeq, a predicted model, not a curated record